This is a messenger RNA of Ostrinia nubilalis (European corn borer), 1855 nucleotides long. RefSeq lists its product as uncharacterized. The transcript is spliced from 5 exons. The record is from RefSeq and is a predicted model, not a curated record. The coding region runs from base 149 to 1855 and encodes 568 amino acids. Lineage: Eukaryota; Metazoa; Arthropoda; Insecta; Lepidoptera; Crambidae.
UAAAAAUACACAACAACAACCAAACAAUAUUUUCAAACAAUAAAAUGUAGUUAAAGUAACAAUUCAAGUUGAUUGAAUCAAAGCAAUGUCCAACCGGAAGUCAAAACGAGCAAAAAAAAUUAAUUUCAGUUUAAAUUAAACAGGAAACAUGAUAAAUAUCCUAUCUUAUGUAGGCAUGAGUUUACAGUCUGAAGUGUGCUUGUGGACUUUGCUGGGCCUCGUGCGGACGAUAUUCGACGCUACUCUGUUCAAAGUCAAUGCUAAUUUGAAACAGGUAUGGCAGAUGACCAUGCCAGAAGAGCUGUCAUUGCCGGUGCAGCGCGUGCUGCGUACCAUGAUCUCGGGCAUUAUGCUCGUGCAGUGCUUCACGGUCUACGUGUAUCUGGCAUCGUACAUAGUCCUCCUCUAUCCUGUUUUCCUGGAGGAACGUCCGACCUUAGUUCUUCCGUGGCUUUUGCUGGCUGCGAUAAGGAAGCUACUGUGUGAAUUGACAAGUCUUGCCCUCGGUCUGGGCACUUGCGUCCUUUUGGGUGCCGCCCGACCACCUUGUAUCAAGUUUGUCGUCAUCAAGGUUAUUUCCAUUAUGCCUUCAUUUUACAUGUGGAUGCUUGUUUACGGUUACUAUCACGUCCUAAAAGUGGCAUCAGUGUUUAAAACAUUCCCCGUAGUUCUUCCCCCUAGCGAACAUGAUUAUGGGCUGGAACUAGCCGUCAGAAGACGACGAACAAAAUCGUUACUAGGCGAGGAACAGCUGCGAAGGCGGCUACUUUGUAAUGUCUACAACGAGCGUCACUCAUUGAACCCAGACGUCCUCAGACCCAGGCCCGACUACUCUUCAAGAAUGAGCCAUGCCACAGACACAAGUGCCGAGGACAACACUAAGGAAGAAAACGAUAUUAUGGUACAUCCCCUAUCGACUACUUCUAAUCGCAUCAUGUCAGAUACGGGAUGCUAUGACGAAUGCUUUGGUAGUGAAGUUAUGGUUCCACGCGAUUCAGAUCGUAUACUCGAGCAAUUCGGAGUAAUGAUGCUUCGAAUUGGGGCAUACAUAUCUAAAGAAGGCAAUGAAUCAGCUACUUCACAAAUAUUAAAUUCAGCUACUUCACAAGUAUUAAUGGAACAUAGAAGAAGUAAUCAUGACUGCACAACUAUGCCUCCAGACGACACUGACACUCCACUACUUGUGGGAAAUAGCAAAGGAAGAACGGCGUCGUAUUUGAGAGAUUAUCCACAAAUCUUUGGCAAAAAGCCUUCUGAUAUUCCACUACAUUCAGAUAUGACUAUAACGCUAACUUCUGACGCGAGAAUUUCUCCUUCUCAAUUAUUGAGAAAUCAAAGUCAAGUCAAUGAAAAUAAUAACACCACCGAUAAUAAUAAGUGUUCGAGUAGUAGCCCAUCUGACGAAGCCGUAUCUGUAGAGACGGAAACUCCAAGUACUUCGAAGAAAUUAAGCAACACAUCAAAUCAAGAUGUUAGGGAAAUAACACAAAACAAAAUACAAUCAGGUGUGUCAAGUGAAAGGUCAGUAAAUUUUAAAGAUGUAAAAAAGAAAAUUUCCUUUACACAGCGACUAGCAAAUGAAUCAAAACAGAAAGAGAAUGGAACGUCAGAAUCGGAAAAUAAUAAGUCUAUAAAUUUAGAAGAAAAAGAUAGUUUGGAGUCAAUUAUCGAAGGUAUGCAGAAGCACCGGUCUUUGAAAACAAAAUCUUUGAAUAAAGAUAAAAAUGAUAACAAAGCCCGGGCUGUUAAAUCAAAUCAACAUAAAAAAUCUUCAGUUACGAUACUAAGUGAUGAUGAGGAAAGCUCAGCUGAUAGUCUUACGUCUAACAAAUCCAAAACUGAAAAAAGGGAAUAA